UUCACCAUCUCUCUCUUUCUGUCUCUCUCUCUCUAUCUCUUCGAUGCGUGUUUUUAUUUUUCUUCUUCUCUCUCCUCUCAUCUCAGUGCUGUAAAUUGCUGCUUCGUAAUUUUAGCGAAGACAAAGAAACGCAGAGACAGACACAAAGAUAUAGAUAUACUUAUAGAUACAUAGAUACAGACAACAUAGGUGGAGUCCUAUGCUGGGGGACUCAUCGUCGGCUGUAUUGGGUGGCGGGGGAGGAGGAGGAGGCGGCGGUGGCGGUGGUAACUCUUCUGAUGCAGUGGCGCCGACAGUUGUGGCUGCAGCAGCAGGAACGACGUCUUCCCAUGACGGUGGCGAGUCGACAGCAGCGGCCGCGGCCGCAACAGCAGCUGGAUCGAAUUCCGGCGAGGAAGAUGUGAGGGGAAGAGGAGAAGAAGGUGACCGGAGCUUCGGCGGCAACCGGUGGCCCCGGCAAGAGACUUUGGCGCUCUUAAAAAUGCGUUCGGACAUGGACGUGGCGUUUCGAGAUGCUAGCGUUAAAGGUCCUCUCUGGGAAGAAGUUUCCAGAAAAAUGGCAGAGCUUGGGUAUCACAGAAGCGCCAAGAAAUGUAAAGAGAAAUUUGAGAACUUGUAUAAGUACCAUAAGAGAACAAAAGACGGCCGAACUGGGAAAUCUGAAGGCAAAACGUAUCGUUUCUUUGAACAGUUAGAAGCUCUUGAUCAUCAAAACCAUCCUCCUCCUCCUCCUCCCCCCUCACGGCGGCCACCGCAAGCUCCGCCGUCGCAGUUAUUAGCAAUACCUGCAACACCAGUUUCAGUGGUGGCGACGAUGCCGUUACCGUCCACAAAUGUUAAUAAUCCUCCUCCACCUCCUCAUCAUCAUCUCUCUACUGUUCCAUCAACGAUCACACCUCAACCCUGUAAUAAUGUUCUCACUCCUCCACCUAUCAACCUCACUUCUUCCACCAUUAAUAAUCCUCCUCCCUACAAUAUUUUCCCCAGGCCGCCGCCGCCGCCGUCUACAUCAACAGCAAACCCUAUCCAAUCUUCUUUCCCGACCGACUUGUUGUCCAAUUCUCCGUCUUCGUCGACCUCCUCCGAUGAGUCCAUAGAGCGGCGGCAACGGCGGAAGCGGAAGUGGAAGGACUUCUUUGGAAGGCUGACGAAGAAGGUUAUAGAGAAGCAAGAGGCAAUGCAGAAGAGACUAUUGGAAGCCAUUGAGAAGCGAGAACAUGAAAGGAUGGUUCGUGAAGAAGCUUGGAGAAUGCAGGAAAUGGCGAGGAUUAAUCGAGAGCGUGAAAUAUUGGCACAGGAAAGAUCUGUAGUGGCUUCCAAGGACGCUGCUGUUAUGGCAUUAUUACAGAAGAUCGCCGAACAGCAAAACCUCCGCCUCCCACUGAAUAAUAUCAACAUUUCACCUCCUCCCACGGCGCCGCCACUGACGGCUCAACCAACAGCACAACGAGCACCGGCUCCGGCUCCUCCGGCGGCUCAGCCACAGAUGAUGACCUCGGUGACAAACAUGGAGAUUGUGGCGACUGAUAAUAAUAAUAGCAACAAUGGGGAGAAUAAUUUGAUGGCACCAAGCUCGUCAAGGUGGCCGAAAGUGGAGGUUGAGGCAUUGAUAAAGCUAAGAACGAGCAUGGACGAGAAGUACCAAGAGAAUGGGCCAAAAGGGCCGCUGUGGGAGGACAUCUCGGCGGCGAUGAGGCUGCUUGGGUACAACAGAAACGCCAAGAGGUGCAAGGAGAAGUGGGAGAACAUAAACAAGUACUUCAAGAAGGUGAAAGAAAGCAACAAGAAGAGGCCUGAAGAUUCCAAGACCUGUCCGUAUUUCCACCAGCUAGAUGCUCUUUACAGGGUGAAGAACAAGCUUGAGAUGAUCAAUACUCCUCCUCCGCCAUCAUCCGCAGCCGCCACCACCGUAAAUCAUAGCCUGAAUCCGGCAGAUAAUGAUAAUAUCACCACACCGUCAUCGGCGCCCCCGCUGAUGGUUCAGCCGGAGCAGCAAUGGCCUCCCCAGCAAGACACAUCAAGGGAAAACAACAACAACAACAAUGCAGGGUUGGAAGAGGAGGAGGAAGAAGAAGAAGACGACAUGGACGAAGAGAAGGAUAUUGAAGACGAAGAUGAUGAAGAAGAAGACGAGGAAGGAGGUGGCAGUUAUGAGAUAGUAGCAAGCAAGCCAGCUUCAGUGAAUGCAGCUGAGUGAGUGAGAUGAGGAAAUGAGUGUGUAACAGGAAGAGAGAGAAAGUGAGAGAGAUAGAGUGAGAGACAAAGCGCCAAAAGAAGGUAUGGAUCAAUCAAAGCGUGUGGUCUGAUCGUGGGUCAGAGAGAGUGCAGGAGUUGUCGGACGGAGAAGAUUCGGUGGCAGAAGAACGGCGGAAGAAGGUGGUGGGUGGUAGCGGGAGGGAAAUGAGGUGUGGGGUACAUUUUAAGAUGGGGAUAGAUCGAUGGAUGUUGUGGUGGUGGGUAGCAGUAUAGUCAGUCACUGAUCUAAGAUCGAUUCUAUGUUUUUAAUUUGCAAAAUUUAUUUAUUUUUUUGAUUAAAUAAUAAUAAGUUGAGGGAGAGAAAAAAAAUUUAAGAGGUUUUCAGGAUAUAUAUGACAAAUAAAAGGAAUAGGGAUGAAGAGAGACUUUAAUUUAAUCUCAAAUGCUGCAUUAUAUUUUUUUCCUCUUUAAUUUAUUAGGAUCCAUUUAAAUGUUGUGUAAAUGGCAAAACUGGUCAUAAUUUGAGAUUUGUAAUCUUCAAUUUCUCAAUUUUGCUUUGCG
Messenger RNA from Neltuma alba, 2757 nucleotides. RefSeq names its product trihelix transcription factor GT-2. NCBI's taxonomy places the organism in Eukaryota, Viridiplantae, Streptophyta, Magnoliopsida, Fabales, Fabaceae. The coding region runs from base 200 to 2197 and encodes 665 amino acids. The transcript has 2 exons. The record is from RefSeq and is a predicted model, not a curated record.